Molecule: messenger RNA, 3135 nt
Organism: Zerene cesonia (dogface butterfly)
Lineage: Eukaryota; Metazoa; Arthropoda; Insecta; Lepidoptera; Pieridae
Product: proton-coupled folate transporter-like
Exons: 7
Coding region: 319-1755 (478 amino acids)
Biological process (GO): transmembrane transport
Cellular component (GO): membrane
Molecular function (GO): transmembrane transporter activity
Source: RefSeq, a predicted model, not a curated record
AGUGAAGACAGUGAAGUAUCAUGCCUUGAAAUUGAUUACUCUUGGAACCCGACAUUCAAAUGUCAGGUAAACACAACAAUAACAAUGACGGAAAAUCGCUAUCGCACUUUGAAAUGCGUGAUUGUAGUUUGCGGACCAAACACGGUGAACUGUGCCGCGCCAAAUGUAAAUUAUGAUUCGCGGGUCUUGUAUUAUUUGCAUAAUUAUAAAAUUGUGCUCCGUUAUCCCAUUGGUGCUCUCGAUGUAAUUUCAAAUUUACAUAAUCAAUCGAGAUUUUCAAAAUAUAUUAAUUAUUAUAUCACGUAAUAUUUUUCUAAAAUGACCCAAGAGAAUGAAUGUGUUUCGGAAUCUAAUCCGAAUAUUAAUGAUUUAAAUGAAGUUACUACAAGACCAUACAGGGUGACAAUGGAAUUUCCAUUAUUUUUUACGAUUCUAUCCGUAUCGCUCUCAGGUGCAGCAAUAAGUAAUAUUCUACUGUAUCGUACAUGUGUUCAUUCAUUAAACCAUACAACAGAAGAAUGUCAAGUAUUUUUAUCACCUGUAAGAAAUAACGGAUCACAAGAAUUAGAGGAGCAGGUGCAAAAGUAUGCAGCAUUUGUAGCCACAGUUAGAACAAUACUUGAAUCAUUGGCUCCAGCAGUACUGUCCUUAUUUCUUGGUGUUUGGUCAGACAAACAUGGACGUAAACCUCUCAUUGUGUGGCCUCUAUUUGGUAUGUCAAUAAGUGGAGGUCUGAUGGUAAUCUAUAGUAUGAUGGAGGAUUUAGGACCCUGGUGGUUCAUAUUGACAGUCAUUCCAAUGUCAAUGGUAGGAGGUUUCACUGCAUUAUUCACUGGCGCAUUUUGUUAUUUAAGCGACAUAACAACUAAGGAAACACGAUCUCUGCGGAUGACAAUUGUAGAGGCAUCUGUAUCAGUUGGCAGUGUUAUAGGCUCCCUUGCAAGUUCCUACUUACUGAGAGCAGUUGGGAAUGUCUAUUUAUUACUUAUAACUGCAUCCCUGUGCGUCAUCGCAUAUGUGUUUACAAAUUGCUGCUUAGAAGAAUCUUUACCAGGCGUUACUAAAGGUGGCAUAAGAUCAGUAUUGGACUACAAACUCAUAAAGGAAAUGAUCGCUGAAUGUUUCAAAAAGCGUCCAAACUACGGGAGGGCUCAAAUACUAUUGCUCACAGUAGCUAACAGUUUAUCAAUAUUCAUUAUGUAUGGGACCCUAAGUUUAGGGUACCUGUAUACUAGGAAACAAUUACACUGGGCCAUACAACAGUAUACAGUGUAUUCAGCGGCUCAUACGACGAUAGCUUUCGUCGGCUCGUUUAUUGGAGUAAUGCUGGUGCAGAAAUUCUUCAAAGUGUCGGAUUUGGCGUUGUCUAUAAUUGCCUUCUUGUCGACUGGCGUCGAAUAUGUAAUCAAGGCGUUCGCUGUCACAUCCUGGCAUAUGUAUUUGGCUGCUAGUAUAUCCUUAUUCAGAGAUCUAUCUUCUCCGCUUAUUCGGUCGCUGAUAACCAAAAUUCUGCCCCCACAAGACAUAGCUAAGGUGUUCGCACUGAUGUGCGCCAUAGAGGGAAUCGCGCCUUUAAUCUCUCCCGCCAUAUACAAUUCUCUAUACGCGUACACAAUAUCUACGUUCCCUGGAGCCUUCUAUUUACUGUGCGCUGGGAUAACUGGGAUAUGUGUCACGUUCCUCGGAUUCGUGCAAUACUUCAGGUGGAAGACGGGUACUACUGCGGUCGCUUAUCAGAAUUUGACAAAUGAGUGAGUUGCGAAUUCUGUUACCGAUAUAAAAAUAUCACAAUAUUCUUAAAUAUAUAUAUAUAUAUAUAUAUAUAUAGUCAUUUUUGUGAUGUAUCAUAAUUAUUAUUGAUUGCUAUUCUAAAUGUGAUCUAGAAGAAAAUAUUAUAUUGUACUAUGAGUAUGUAUAAAUUGAUCAUAUCAAGGCGUUGAUCUAAAAAAAAAUAUGACGAUUAUGACGACUAAUCAUAUUGAUAAGUAGGUUAACCGUAAUAAAAUGUAUAUUAUUACUUCAGUUACCCUUAAACCAGUGUCAGAAAUUAAUAUAAUAUCGUAACGAUCUCUCAGUUUAUCUACUUACUUAUUUGCCUAUUUUCAGGCAAGUUGAAUUGAUAAUAUUUUAGUUUUAAGAAGAUUUUUUUAUGUCUAACGCAAUCAUUAACGUUCAUAUUUUCUGUGGUACCAAGAAAAAUAAACUUAAUUGGAAAAUAUGUUGUUUGUGCGUAAAGUAGAUAGCUACUAGUAAUCGUCGUGAAAAUCCCAUUCAAUAAUAGUUAAAUGACGUAUAGCAUAGUAAUAUUUUAUGGUUUCACUCUACGACUCUACGCGAUCAAUGAACUUGACCUACAGAAAGAUAUCUAUGACGUCACAAGUUAAUUGUAGAGACUUCACUAGGUCACAACACUAAUAUAUCUACGUACAUGAAUUCCAAUUUUAUUGUAACUGCUUUUAGUAGUUAUUUUGUUUUUAUGUAUGUAUAAAAAUAUAUAGUCACAUCGUAUUUUGUAUUUUGUUUCCAUGCAAUAUAAAACAAUGCGUUUUGUAAUGAUAUUAUACUGAUUCGAUCUAUUAAUGAGUUCAUACUUGUUUAGCCAUAAUAAAUUGCAGACUUCGUGUCAAUGACUGAUAAACUUUAUUGUCUUUGUAUUACUAAUAAACCAGUAUAAUUACUGUACCAGUCACGACUAGCGAUUUACACUUUUUACUAUUUACCUAGAUUUAUUUUAACUUACAAUGAACUAUUUUAGACUUUUAAGUCUUGUAAAUUAGCAAAAAAAAUAUAUGUGUCAAAGGAUAAUACUUUAACAAUUAAGUAAAUAUUUUAAAUCAUUUAUUUUAUAUCUCAGUAGUUACAGUUCAAUCUUAACAAUUUUUUUUUUCAUUAGCCGCCUCAUUGUUGUUCAAAGAUAUGUAAAGUUUUAGUAGUGGUGCGCUUAAGUCACUAAACUAAAUUUAGUCAUUUUAAUUCAGUCGUCACUGAAUUUAGGAAAGUGUAGUCGCACUCAGUUUGCAUUUAGAAGUUUAAGAUGGUUUCUGACUGACUAAGUCAUUUAGAAACCUAAAUAGAAUUACAUUUAAGAAGGUGUAAUCGCAUUUAGUUACUUUUUUAAAUACAUAUCUUGAUAAU